AUGCACCACAUCGCCGCCGCCGCCCAAGCCCACGCGCGCGCACCCAUCGUCGCGCGCGCCCACGCGUCUUCCCGCCGCCCGACCCGCCGCGCCUCCGUCAUCGCCAACGUGGGAAGGUCCAAGACCAACGAGCUCACCGGUGAGCCCGAAUGGGUGGAGAUCAGCGACGCGGCCGCCGCGAUCGAGGACGCGCAGGAGCAGUACGGCGCCGGGGACUUCGCGGGCGCCGUGAAGACCCUGGAGGGCGCGCUGAAGCUCGGCGGGAGCGGCGUGAAGCGCGACAGGUCCAAGCCCGCGGAGCUCUCGCUGGGCGAGAAGCAGUCUAUCUUCUACAACCUAACGUCGGCGCACUCCAAGCUGGGAGCGGUGGACCGCGGCCUGGAGGCGCUGGAGGCUCUGCUGCAGGCCGGGUACUGCUCGGCGCAGCUGUACGGGUUCGGCAAGGCCAACGAGGAUUACGUUCGGCUGCUGAGGGACCCGGAUUUGGAGUCGGUGAGAGGCGACGCGAGGUUCAAGCAAAUCGUCGACAAGUACCAGGUGACGCCGACGGAGCUGCAGCUCCAGCUGGACCCGUCGCAGUCCGUCAUCGGCCGCGCGAUGAAGAUGUGGGGGUCCAAGAAGUGA
Molecule: messenger RNA, 624 nt
Organism: Micromonas commoda
Lineage: Eukaryota; Viridiplantae; Chlorophyta; Mamiellophyceae; Mamiellales; Mamiellaceae
Exons: 1
Coding region: 1-624 (207 amino acids)
Molecular function (GO): protein binding
Source: RefSeq, a predicted model, not a curated record